UACUGAAUCUCACAGGAAUAUCCUUACCGAGUAAUCUCAUUAAAAACACAAAUAAUCAUCAUGUAUCCAUAUGGUUCUGGAAUGCCAUACUCAUCGCAUCCAUCCACUAGUGAGCAACCUAAGGUGCCGUUUGGAGUUGGUUGGGUCUUUGCACCAGUACAGCAGAUCGUUCCACAUUCCACACCAUUCCCACUGCCAGACACACUAUCCAAUCAGCAGCAGCAACAACAGCAGUUCCAUCAAAAUCCAAAUUUCCAGCAUGUCGGCAGCGUUAGCAGCUGCCCUUAUCCACCCACGUCAGCCCCAUACCCUGGUAACACACCAUAUUCGAUCAAUCAUGUACAGAGUAUGCCGUCCCAUCAACAUAGCCAAAGCCAAUUCAAUCAGCAUCUUAAUGCAACCUACCCAGCUGGAUACACACCAGCCAUGACGUCAGCAUAUGGAUAUGAUUCUUCUAAUCAUUAUGCCCGGCAGCAGGGUCCUGGCAACGUACCAAGUUUUGGGCAUGGUCAGGUGCCGCCACAGGGGCAUGGGCAUGAGCAUAGGCAGGGGUAUGGGUAUAGUCAUGAGCACGUGCAGCACUCACUCAAUCAACGCUUUACGGCUAACAAUGAGGGAACUCCCACAUUGUUGCCGGCUCAAGUCUUUGAUCCCGUCAAGGAUGCGCACGAUUUGCGCAAAGCUAUGAAAGGCUUUGGCACAGAUGAGGAUAAGCUCAUCGAAAUCAUUUGUCGUCGCAACAACGAACAGCGCCAAGAGAUUCAGCGCCAAUACAAAACUCACUUCGGCAAGGAUCUAAUUGAAGACAUAAAAGGGGAGACAAGUGGUAAUUUCCAAAAACUACUUGUUGGCCUCUUACGCCCAAUCGUGGACUACUAUUGUGCCGAGUUGAACGAUGCCAUGGCCGGUCUGGGCACCGAUGAGGAGGUUCUAAUUGAAAUUCUGUGUACCUUAUCCAAUGUUGAAAUUCAUACCAUCAAAAAUCAAUAUUUGCGUUUGUUUGGAGCACACUUGGAGUCGGAGCUGAAAUCGGAGACCUCCGGUAACUUUAAGCGCUUGCUUAUUUCGCUUUGCGCUGCGGCGCGGGACGAGAGCGGCCGUGUAGACCCCAACAAGGCCAAAGAGGACGCUCGAGAACUUCUCAAGGCUGGUGAGCUACGUGUGGGCACCGAUGAGAGCAUGUUCAACAUGAUACUUUGCCAGAGAAACUAUCAGCAACUGAAACUUAUAUUCCAGGAGUACGAGAGUAUAACUGGACACUCGCUGGAGAAGGCGAUAAAAAAAGAAUUCUCUGGCGAUAUUAUGGAGGGCCUUAUCGCCAUCUACAAGUGUGUGACAAACAAGGCAGAGUAUUUCGCCUCGCGCUUACACAAGUCCAUGGCUGGGAUUGGCACCAAUGACAAACAGUUGAUACGAGUUAUCAUAACACGCUGCGAGAUUGACUUGGCUGACAUUAAAGUGGCUUUCGAGCGUUUAUAUGGCAAAUCAUUAAAGAGCUGGAUCAAGGGCGACACUUCUGGACAUUACAAGCACGCGCUUUAUGCGUUGGUGGGAGAGCAGCGCUCAUCUUAAAUUUAUGAAUAAUUCUAUGUUUCUACUCUAUUACAUAUUAU
Messenger RNA from Drosophila navojoa, 1613 nucleotides. It is a transcript of the gene AnxB11, whose product is annotated as Annexin B11. NCBI's taxonomy places the organism in Eukaryota, Metazoa, Arthropoda, Insecta, Diptera, Drosophilidae. Gene Ontology annotation, molecular function: calcium-dependent phospholipid binding; calcium ion binding; phosphatidylserine binding. Gene Ontology annotation, cellular component: cytoplasm; plasma membrane; nucleus. The record is from RefSeq and is a predicted model, not a curated record.